Paramecium pentaurelia is the source of this 522-nucleotide messenger RNA. NCBI's taxonomy places the organism in Eukaryota, Ciliophora, Oligohymenophorea, Peniculida, Parameciidae. The record is from the annotation of a GenBank genome assembly.
UUGUAUGUCGAGAAGACAAAGGCAAAAGCUUAUUAAUAAUGAAAAUGAUAACCCGUCUGAUAAUUAUGAAUGUAAAUUUAAUGAAUCCCCAUAAAGACUUUGUUAAGAAAGAAGAGCAUAAUAAUGUUUAGAAUAAAUCAGUUCUCAAUUUCUCUUAUCAAAUACCUUUGAUAUUUAUGCUGGAUGGAAUGAAAAAGAAGAGAAGCCUUAUAAAAACUAUCCUAGACCAGUUUAAUCAUAAAAAUCUACAUUAGACUCAUCUUUUCGAAUUAGAAGCCAAAUAAGAACUGCUACUCCUAAUUAACGUAGAUCAAAACGAACUCAAUCUCAUAUGAAAGAAACUAAAAUUUUAUUAGACAUUUGUCCAAAGGAAUGUUUCAAUUAUCCUAUUCCACCCUUUAAAACAAAAUAAUUUUCUUAAAAAGAAUAAAUUAAAUAUUUUCAAGGUUUUUAUGAUAAAGAUGAGAAAUCAUAUGAUUGGAUGAGUAAUUUACUAUAAGUUAGGAAAAUUAAAAGAUGAUA